This is a messenger RNA of Coregonus clupeaformis (lake whitefish), 1844 nucleotides long. RefSeq lists its product as uncharacterized. Gene Ontology annotation, molecular function: nucleic acid binding. The transcript has 3 exons. The record is from RefSeq and is a predicted model, not a curated record. The coding region runs from base 169 to 1182 and encodes 337 amino acids. Lineage: Eukaryota; Metazoa; Chordata; Actinopteri; Salmoniformes; Salmonidae.
GAAGGUAGAGGAAGAGAAGGAGGUAGAGGAAGACACCUAGGUAGAGGAAGAGGUAGAGAAGGACUUGAAGAGUUGAUAGAACCUGAACAAAGAAGACGAGGACCAAAUUUGACUCGAGAAAUCCGUGCAACACUUAUUGACCAUGUUAUCAACCAUGGACUGACACUGAUGGAAGCUGGACAAAGAGUUCAACCAAAUCUCAGCAGAAAUACUGUUGCGUCAGUAAUUCGGACAUUUCAUCGAGAAAACAGGAUUGAGGGUCGAGGACACCAAGGUGGAAGGGGCCCUAUGUUUAGUCGUGCACAAGAGGCCGCCAUUGUGAACAUGGUUUUGGCCAAUAAUUGUAUCAGGCUACGAGAAAUCCAAGCCAAUAUCAUCAAUGAUGACAAUAUUUUCAAUAACAUCCAACGAGUCUCUCUGUCAACAUUAGGUCGAAUCCUAAAGAAAAAUCAAAUAUACAUGAAGCAACUGUAUCGGGUACCAUUUGACAGAAAUUCAGAGAGAGUGAAACAUCUGCGCAAUGAGUAUGUGGAGAGAGUCUUGCAAAUGGAUGCUGCUGAAAUUCAACAUGAAUUUAUAUAUGUGGAUGAGGCUGGAUUUAACCUUGCAAAAACAAGAAGAAGAGGGAGAAAUGUAAUUGGGCACAGGGCAAUCACCAAUGUGCCAGGGCAGCGAGGGGGUAACAUCACCCUUUGCGCUGCUAUCACACAAAAUGGGGUCCUCCACCACCAUGCAAAUCUGGGACCCUAUAAUGCAAAUCUGAUACUUGCAUUUCUUGACCGAUUGCAUGAGAUUGUCACAGCAUUACACCAAGUGGACCAGAUGCGGUACAUUGUCGUUUGGGACAAUGUCUCAUUUCAUCGGGCUGCUCUAGUCCAGAACUGGUUCCAUGAUCACCCUGAUUUUGAAGUUUUAUACCUUCCCCCAUACUCCCCCUUCCUGAAUCCUAUAGAAGAAUUUUUUUCAGCGUGGCGGUGGAAGGUAUAUGACCUGCGGCCUUAUGACCGUUUGCCCCUCAUUCAGGCCAUGGAACAGGCAUGUGAUCUUAUUGAAGCAGCUUCAGUGCAGGGGUGGAUUCGUCACACAAGGCGAUUCUUCCAACGGUGCCUUGCCAAUGAAGACAUAGCCUGUGAUGUGGAUGAAAUGUUAUGGCCUGAUCCAGCCAGACGGAGAGACGGAUAGUUACAGUAUUCUUGUUGCUUUUACAGUAGUUUUCUUUCAUUUCUGUUUACUUUUACUUUACUUUUCUUCAGAGUCAAAGUGUAUGUACUGUAAUUCAUGCAGUAAUUUUUAUUUGUCUACGGAUUUUAUUUGUUUACAGUAAUUGAUAUCAUUGUUGGUUGAUUACUGUAACUGAUUAUGGUAAGAAAUACUGUAAGUAUUGAAAUAAAUACUUGAAAUAUUCAGUCUGCAGCAUCAAGUGUUGUGCAGUGCUUGGUAAGGUUAUAGUAGGCCUACAGUAUUUGUCUACAUUCUCCUUAUAUCUCAAAACAAAUCAUGAAUAAUGUUGUGAGUUUCUCACUAUUUUUUGUCACCUAAAUUAUCUCUCACAUACAGUAAGAAUGUCUGGCCAAAAAUCUUUUUUUUUUUUACAAAUGUGUUUUUUAUUUAUCACAGCAGUGUGAAACUGGCUGCAAUAGUGUAUGAUCAUUGAUGACUGUGUUGGUUAAAUGAAAACAAAUAGCAUUUUCACAAAUAUGUGUAUAUGUUUUGACUGAAGUGUGUAUGUUUUGACUGAAGUGUGUCAUUUUGCAAACAAUCUAGGAAUUUUGCUAAUUGAUUGUGGUGUUUGGAUAAUUGUGAUUAUAUUUUGACAAAAAGAACUCUGUUUUCAAAAUCGCGUG